Prorocentrum cordatum is the source of this 1138-nucleotide messenger RNA. NCBI's taxonomy places the organism in Eukaryota, Dinophyceae, Prorocentrales, Prorocentraceae. The record is from the annotation of a GenBank genome assembly.
AUGGACAUCCCGUUCGAGGUGGAGCACAAGGUCAACGAGACGUGGGAGGUGGGCAAAGACGAUGGGGACCUGGAGAUCGGGGAGCUGCGCACGACUGGCCGCUCGAUGCCCGGGCACCACGGCCGCAUCGUGCAUCGCGUGCCGCUGCGCCACAAGGCGCCGGUGGUGGCGCAGGCGAGAAUGGCGAUGCAGUCCAAGCCGUCGCUCCUCUCGAUGGGUUCGCUGAUCGGCCACGCCAGCCCCGACCACGUGGUGCGCCCCGAGCUGGUGGCCGCCUCCUGGCCCCAUCCGCACCUCGAGCCGAGCGGCCUCUCCUGCGACGCGUCGGGGCGGAACUUUGUGGUCACCGACGGGGUGAGCGUGUAUUCGGCCGCGCUGGACCUGAGGCGGCCCAGGCUCGUGUUCGCGGAGGCCGACUGCCCUGCCGUCCUGGGCGAGGGGCUGCAGGACACCGCGGUCGCGUGCCACAGCUCCGGGGCCGACGGGUGCAGCGCCAUGCUGCUGCACAGGUUUGGCGGCCGCAUCGCGGGGUGCUCGCUGGGGAACUCCAGCAGCGGGCAGCUGGCCAGAGGCUUCGGCGUGCCCGACGCCUGGCUCGAGCGCGUCCGCGUCGCGGCGGCGGACGGCCGGGCGCACGGGCGCAGCGAGCUGCCCGAGGUCUUGGCGGCCGGGCUCGGCUGCGAGGGCAGCCGCGAAGGCCAGGAGCCCUGGGAAGCAGCGCUGGACUGCGCCAUGGUGGGCACCUCCAACGGUCGCAUCGUCGAGCUGAAGCGCCACUCGAAGCGUGAUGAGCUCGUCCCAUCGAAUUUCCUGAGCGACUCCCUGGAGGGCUAUGAUGGCGUGCCGCUGGACCCGGGCACGCUCCGGGCGAUCAACGCCAGGCACGUGGGCGUGCUGCGGCGGCAGGAGCGGGGCCGGCAGCGCAUCGACCUGUUCGACCGCGAGUUGGGCGGCGCCCCGAUCGGCAAGCUGCCGCUGCCCGCCUGGCUGGGCGCGGCGUCGUCCUGGUGCGCCGGCGGAGGACAGUUGUACAUCCUCGGCAAGGGCGCCUCACCCAAGAUAUGGCAGAUCCAAAUUCCCCACGAGUUGGUGAUGUGACCCGCAACGCGCGCCUUGCCUUCAUCUGCAUUCCCCCGUG